This is a messenger RNA of Sesamum indicum (sesame), 817 nucleotides long. RefSeq lists its product as uncharacterized. Gene Ontology annotation, cellular component: nucleus. NCBI's taxonomy places the organism in Eukaryota, Viridiplantae, Streptophyta, Magnoliopsida, Lamiales, Pedaliaceae. The record is from RefSeq and is a predicted model, not a curated record.
UCACUCACUCAUCAGUCAAAUCCAAAUCUCACGAGUUUCUUUCUCCCUCUUAGUUCAAUUCGAAUUUCGUCUCUCAAUUCUGAUCAUUUUAGCUCUGCAUCGUCGAAGAUGUCGUCCCACCAGCACCAGCAAAGCUACAAGGCUGGAGAAGCCAAGGGCCACGCUCAGGAGAAAACAGGGCAAGCAAUGGAUACAAUGAAGGACAAGGCCUCGCAGGCUGCAGACUCCGCGCGCGGCCGCACCCAUGACGCCAAGGAUCAAACUGGAAGCUACUUGGAUGCCGCCAAGGAGAAGGCGUCUCAGACAGCUCAGGCCACCAAGGAGAAGACGUCUCAGACAGCUCAGGCCACCAAGGAGAAGGCGUCUCAGACAGCUCAGGCCACCAAGGAAAAGGCGUCGGAGUUGGCGGAGUCGGGGAAGGAGACAGCCCAGGCGGGGAAAGAGAGAACCGGCGGAUUUCUGCAGAAAACAGGAGAACAAGUGAAGGGGAUGGCGCAGGGCGCGGCGGAAGCGGUGAAGCACACAUUCGGGAUGGCUGAUGUGGAUGAAGAGGAUCCCCAUAGUAAGACUGGCCACUAAGAAGAUACAGAGGAGAUGCUUCUGUAGUCUGUUUUGUGGGUCGUAUUGCUCUUUGUUUGUGGCCUUUUUCUUUUUGCUUGAAAGAAAAUCUUGUGUGUCCCUGGAGUCUGUUUUACUCUUACAGGGUUCAUGGGGUUGUUUGUUUUUUUCUUAAAUGGUAAGUGUAGUUGAAUAAUGUUGGCUUGGUGGUGCAAUGAAAUGUUGGGGUUUGGCACCAUCAUAAACUCCUUGGAAGAGA